UUUCACUUUCUUUAAGGAUGGAAAGAAAACCAAAAUUACUUGUUUUUGACCUAGAUUACACGUUGUGGCCUUUUUGGAUUGACACGCACUAUGAUGCACCUUUCAAGAAAAUAAGCAAAACAGAUGUCAAAGAUCGACAUGGAAAUAAUGUGCCUUAUUAUGAAGCUGUACCUAGGAUUUUAGAAAAGCUGAAGAGAGAUGGAUUUAAAGUGGGUGUGGCCUCAAGAACAUCUUGCACCAGUGAAGCAAAGGAGUUAAUCAAAUGCUUUGAAUGGGAUCAGUACUUUGACUAUGUACAAAUUUAUCCAGGAACCAAAACAACCCACCUAACACAGAUUAAAAAAGACAGUGGAAUUGGGUUUCAGGACAUGAUUUUCUUUGAUGAUGAACACAGAAACAUACGUGAUGUAUCAAAAUUAGGUGUGACAUGCUUUUUUGUUCAUGAAGGAGUCACUAAUGAAGUUAUACGCUGUGGAUUGGAAAACCAUAAAAGCGGUGUCAUACACAAUCUAUGAUGUAGAAAAUAUUAAGAUCCCAUCCAUUGAUAAAUCAGAACUUCAAUUAAGAGCAGGUCUCCAAGUUUUAUUUAACAAAAUUAUUGUAUAUAUUUUCUAUUUAUUGACAUGCACUUAUCAAUAUAAUAUUUUUCAGGGAAAAAAUUUGUUUGCAUUUAUAUAUUCUAAUUAUUUACAUUGUGUUUUUUAGCUCUCCAGAGCUGAAUUAAAGCUCAGGUGAUCUUUUCUGAUUACCAUUUGUCUGGUGUUCAUCCAACUGUCUGUUCAUCUGGUUGUCCAUUUUAAGUUCUUGGUCCAUCCUGUCUGUCUGUAAACUUUUCACAUUUUCAACUACUCCUGUAGAGCCACUGAGCCAAUUUUAACCAAAGUUGCCACAAAGCAUCCUUUGGUAAAGGGGAAUUUAAAUUAUUCAAAUGAAGGACCAAGCCCUCUUACAAAGGGAGAUAAUCAAAAAAGGCAAAAAUAGGUUGGGAUCAUUCAAAAAUCUUCUUCUCAAGAACCAGAACCACACGGCCAGAAAAGGUGAAACUGUUAUGGAAGCUUCCCCGAGAAAGUGUAAAUUCUAAAUUGUUCAAAUCAUGACCCCCAGGUUUAGGGUGGGGCCACAAUAGGGGAUGAAAGUUUUACAUUGAAAUAUAUAAGAAAAGUCUUUUAAAAUCUUCUCAAGAACCACUGGGCUCAAAAAAUGAAACUUAUGUAAAAGCUUCCAGACAUAUUGAAGAUUGUAAAUUGUUCAAAUCAUGGACCCUUUGGGUCCAUAAUAAAAGAUCAAAUUUUUACAUUGAAAUAUAUACGAAAAAAUCUUUAAAAAAUAAUCUUCUCAAGAACCACUGGACCAGAAAAGGGGAAACUUAUAUGAAGGCUUCCUAAGGUAGUGUAAAUUCUAAAUUCUUCAACUCAUGGUCCCCGGGGGUAGCGUGGGGCCACAAUAGGGGAUCAAAAUUUCUUAAGGAACUAAAUAAGGAAUUUUUUUAAAAAUCUUCUAAAGAAACCAUUAAUUUGCAAACAUACUCAAGUUGUGUGAAUUAAUUUUUUUAUUUAUUUUUUAUUUUUCAUCAUGGCUAAAAUCAGGAUCAAAUUUUACAAAAUGCAUAUAUACAGGAAAAGAAUUUUCUUGGCCAUAACUGAAAGGCCAUUUUGUAGUCAUAUUGAUUUUGGAGCAUCCCCAUGGUGUGUGGACUCAGAGGCUCCAAGAGUUAAGGUGAUGCCAUGAUAUCGGGUGACCGUCUCAAUUUUUCAAGGAAAAUACAUGUAUACAAUAUAAUUUUUAAGAUCUUCUGAAGAACUAAAGUUAAUCAGGUGAGCAUUGUGGCCCUUGGGCCUUUUGUUUUUAAUUAAUCCUUUUUUUUUGAAAAAAUAAUACAUAUGUACCAUCUUGUACAAGAUACAUUUGUGUGAUAUUAUAUUUCUGUAUAUAAAAUGCAUCAAUGCAUCUGUAUUUUAUUUGAAAUCAUGAAAAUAAAAUAUUUUAACAGAGUGA
Messenger RNA from Saccostrea echinata, 1995 nucleotides. Its product is annotated as magnesium-dependent phosphatase 1-like. NCBI's taxonomy places the organism in Eukaryota, Metazoa, Mollusca, Bivalvia, Ostreida, Ostreidae. Gene Ontology annotation, molecular function: acid phosphatase activity. The coding region runs from base 18 to 515 and encodes 165 amino acids. The record is from RefSeq and is a predicted model, not a curated record. The transcript has 6 exons.